Messenger RNA from Antechinus flavipes (yellow-footed antechinus), 1309 nucleotides. Its product is annotated as translation initiation factor IF-2-like. The transcript is spliced from 3 exons. NCBI's taxonomy places the organism in Eukaryota, Metazoa, Chordata, Mammalia, Dasyuromorphia, Dasyuridae. The record is from RefSeq and is a predicted model, not a curated record. Bases 1 to 768 code for a protein of 255 amino acids.
AUGGGGGGAGGGGGUCACCUACCUGGAGCUGGACGCAAGGAACGGCGGGGCAGCACCCCGGAAGUUUACGCCGGGGCCCCCCAGACACCGAUGCCCACAACGGUCGGCGGGAGGGGGCUACCAGCACGAGCCAGGCCCCGGAUGGGGGACACACUGGCUGGCCGCCGGGGGCGGGGGGCGGGGCCAGUGGACGGGGGCGGGGUGUGCGCACCCGCGCCUCGGAACCCCGCGGCGGCGGCGCCCCGGCUCGGGCUCCCUGUUGUCGCUCAGCCGCCCAGUGGCCGCGGGCAGGCCGGGGCAGCCCCUAGAAGGCGAGUCCGUGGCUGCCGGGGUGCCGCCGCCGCCGCCGCCGCCCACACACUGCGCCCGCCGAGCCGGCCCGGGCCUUUUAAACUCGGACUGUACCAUCUGGCCCGGGAGGGGGCGGAGCUCGAAAAGCCGGCCUGCGAGGAGGGGUCAAGUCGCAGCACCCCUCCCUCAAAGCUCGAGCACCACAAUUCGGACCUUACAUCCCCGAAGGUCGCUCCUGGGGAGGGACAUCCCUGGACUCCCUUCCACGAGGAAGCAGAAGGAUCUCAGCCGAAACCCCCCUCUAGGCUAACAGUGCCAACUCUGCCGUCGGGCCCCGGUGCGGUGGCCGGUUCUGGGCCGCCCUCUCCUGUUUCCAUGCUUCCCUCGCGUCCGUCAGGAGCUCGUCCCACUCACCCGCUGGAGGCCUUCCUUGGUUAUAACCACUCCGAGGUGACGUCUGCCCUUGAACUGCUGUAGAAGGCCUUUAUCUACCCCCACCUGCCCCUCCAGCAUGCUGUGUCUGCUUUUGGAGCUGGGUCUUCCCAUCUUUCAGUCCCAGCUCCUACUUUAAGGCCGGCAGAUUUCCAUACCUCCAAAUGAGUCGUGUGGGGAGAGAAAAAUCAGAACACAAUGAAAAAACCACGAGGAAAAAACCAGAAGAAGAACGAAGCGAAGCUAAUAAGCGGUGCUCCCCGGCGCUCUCCCUGGUUCUCUCUCCGGAGAGGAUGGCGUCCUCCAUCCCGAGUCCGUGGAAUCUUCGUGCUGAGAAGAGCUGUUCACCCCGCCAUCUUGCUGUUCUUGUGAACAAGCUUUCCUGGUUCCGCCCGCUUCACUCGGCAGCAGUUCCCGUUGGUCUUUCCGGGCUUUUCUGAAAUCAGCAUGUUCAUCAUCUUUUUUUUUUUGCAGUAAGUUUAUUUAUUUUUAGUACACAGCGCUUUAUGAAUCAUGUCGGGAGACAAAAAUCAGAGCAAAAGGGAAAAACCAAGGGUGAGAUUAAAAAAACAAAAAAGCAGAAAAA